CACAGCCGUCAAUGACAUACAGCAGCGGUUAUUAGGACCUCCAACAGCAAUCCAACCUCCCCAAAUCUAACGGCACAAAACCAUCUCAAGACACAAACUCAUCACUUCGGAGAAAAAAAGAAUAAUUAUAACACAAACAAGCAAAACCAAACAAAAAUAAUUCAAUUUUUUUUAUCAUUAAAUUACCUUAAUCAGCUUCUUAAUCAUUACAUAUCUAUCUAACUUACAUCUAAUUACAAAAUUUGUAUCUAAUUUAUUGUGUUUCUUGGGUUGUUGUUCUUCUGCCAUUUUUUUGUUUAAUUUUGAAAGUUUUUAAGGAUUGGGCAGUGUUGAUUUUGGUGAAUCGGGGUGUUUUUUGGUGAUGGGAUUGGGGAAUAGUGAAAAUGAUGUGGCGGUUGACGACGGAGACGGUGGUGGCGGUGGUGGUGUAGGAGGAGGAGGAUGUGGGAAGUCAUUUGGGUCGGUUUCUUGUUCAAUUUGUCUUGAUGUUGUUACUGAUAAUGGGGAUCGGUCGUGGGCUAAGCUUCAAUGUGGACACCAAUUUCAUUUGGAUUGUAUCGGUUCAGCUUUUAAUAUAAAGGGGGCUAUGCAAUGCCCUAACUGUAGAAAAAUUGAAAAAGGCCAGUGGCUUUAUGCUAAUGGUUGCCGUUCACUACCGGAAUUCAGCAUGGAUGACUGGACGCAUGAUGAAGACCUUUAUGACCUAGGGGCCUACUCUGAAAUGUCCUUUGGAGUUCAUUGGUGCCCAUAUGCUAGUUUACCGCGGCUUCCAUCAUCCUUUGAGGAUGGGGAAUUUUCAUCAAAUGCAUAUCAUGAUCUUCUGGGACAACAUGCUAUUUUUGCAGAACAUACAGCUCCUGCAUCAUCAGCAACUCAUCCAUGCCCAUAUAUUGCUUAUAUUGGACCUAUUCAUCCUUCAUCCUCCAACUCUAGUGGAAGUGUUCCAGAUGGUUCUAAUUAUAAUAAUCAUUGGAAUGGUCCUUCAGCACCUGGAGAGAUUCCCAGUUCCUACGGUUUUCCUGCCAUGUAUUGGGAGCACCAGUCCCAUCCCUUGUCCACGAGCAGCACUCGAAUUGGUGGUGCUGAUCAGCCUUCAAUUCCACCAGUUACUCAAAGGCCAGCUAGGAACAGUUCCGAUCAUCCGAGAUCUGGAUCUUUCGUACAUCAAUUUGUUAACGGCCACAGUGUUAAUGCUAGAGCCGGUAGCUCAGUUAGUUCCUCGAUGAAUCCAGCUUACCAAGGAAGUAAUGCACGUGCUCGUGACAGAGUUCAAGCUCUUCAAGCAUACUACCAACAACAACCUGGAAAUUCUCCAGCAAUUCGCACACCUGUCAUUUCUGGAAGAUCCGGCAGCCACAGAGGCUUGUCUCAAGUAGGGCCAGUUGCUUCAACUUCCGAUCAGACUGGAUUCUAUUUCGUCCCACCGGGUGCAUCAAUUCGGAGCUUCCAAGAAGCAGAAAGUCCCGUGCCUGUUCGAUUUCGCGGAUGGGAAAGAGAUCACGUAUCAUCAUACCCGUCAAGUCAGGUUGAGAGAGAAUCGAGUUGGUCAUUUCAUCAGACUGCUAGCGGGUCAGAUCCUGGGAUUAGAUCCAGCAGCUACCGUCAAAGGCACAGAAAUGAGAGAAUGUCGUCACAGAAUCGAUGAUUAUUUCAAUUAUCCUUUUGGGUGAAGCAAACUACCACUAAUGAAACCAAAGUUAUGUAUGCUUGAAAAUGAUGUAUUAUGCUUGGAGUCUGUCAUUGACAGACUCAAAAAAACUGUUGAGUGGCCCUGAAAACAAUCUUUCGGCAGCUACCUGGCUGUGUGAUGAACUUUGGCAUCCUCUAGUUUCUUUGCCUUUGAGGAUAUUAAAAUAAUAUCACUUGUUGGACA
This is a messenger RNA of Mercurialis annua (annual mercury), 1873 nucleotides long. Its product is annotated as E3 ubiquitin-protein ligase RFI2. Lineage: Eukaryota; Viridiplantae; Streptophyta; Magnoliopsida; Malpighiales; Euphorbiaceae. The coding region runs from base 362 to 1645 and encodes 427 amino acids. The record is from RefSeq and is a predicted model, not a curated record. The transcript is spliced from 6 exons. Gene Ontology annotation, molecular function: ubiquitin-protein transferase activity.